AAGACACCAAAAAGCCCGGGCGAGCACACGCAUUGAGGACAGAAUGAGGACAGAUGGGGAGCUGAAGGCGAUCAGUUGUCUUCUCUAAUGUGGAGGAGAUUGCUGCUGAGGGCCACCACCUGUCUCUCUCAGGUGGGAGCCCCCAGGUUUCCCUCCCAGAGUCAUCUGUCCUCCCUUUCUGUGGGCCUCUUGACUCAGGCACCUCCUCACAGACCUGCCGGGGUUUUGUGUGGCCCCUUCUUGGCGCACAGAGGGGCCAGGGCGUACAAAAAAGAUGCCAAAUCCACAGUGGACUUCCCCGUGAGUCCCAUCACCGUCACCGACAUCAAGCAGUUUUUGCGUUCCAAAGACGUUCCCUUCCACGAUGGCUUCAGUUGUCUCCAUGCUCCCAGCAUCUUCAUGGACGCGGCCUCCAGGGGGGAGCGCUUUCCCUUGUUCAUCGACAAGACGACCGGGCAGUUUCUGUGCAUGGACACUCAGGUGGAGGGCAGCUGGGAGGACCUCCAGGACUGCCUGGAGGUGAUGCAGAAGGAGGAGCAGGACUUCCUCAGCCCGCAAGUGCUGCUGGGAUACCCGGAGAGUGUGGAGGAGCAGGAGCAGCGCGAAUGGGAGCUGAGGGAGGUCCAGAGUAUCUGGUCCAGCUCUGUGGUGUUCUCGGACCUGACUGAGGACGAGGCUCAGCUGAUCAAAGCCAUGUUUCAGAUCACCAAGGUCUCCAAUGCAACGCUGAAGAAGUUCAGCGUGAGGCUCUUCAAGCCCACCAAGAGUCUAGUUUUCCCCUGGUUUGGUGGACCCGACUCCUCCUUGAAGGGGGUGAAGCUGCUCUCCGCACAAAGCUCAGACGGCGACAAAGUGAGUUACAACGAAGCGAUGGUUCCAAAGUGCAGCUCCUACAACAACCUCUUUGGCCUCCCGCUGGUGAGCCGCAUGGACUCUGACGUGGUUCUGACCGGACACGAGCUGGACACGCUGGCUGUGAGCCAAGCCACAGGCCUCGCCAGCGUGGCUCUCCCGCGCGGUGUCAGCUGCCUUCCGCCCGUCCUGCUGCCCUACCUGGAGCAGUUCAAGCGCGUGACGCUGUGGCUGGGCGGCGACAUCCGCUCUUGGGAGGCGUCCAAAAUCUUCUCACGCAAGCUGGGCCUGAGGCGCUGCUCGCUGGUGCGACCGGGAGAGUUCCGCCCUUGCCCCAGCGAAGCGCUGGCCCAGGGCAAGAACUUGGGCCACAUCAUCAAGGCCUCCAUCCCAGCGGCGCACAAGUCCAUCGUGUCCUUCAAGCAGCUUCGAGAGGACGUGUACGGAGAGCUGGUCAACACGGAGCAGGUGGCCGGUGUCAAGUGGGCCCGCUUUCCCGACCUCAACAGGAUCCUGAAGGGUCACCGCAAGGGGGAGCUGACUGUCUUCACAGGUCCGACCGGGAGCGGGAAGACCACCUUCAUCAGCGAGCUGGCUCUGGACCUGUGCAUGCAGGGCGUCAACACGCUGUGGGGCAGCUUCGAGAUCAACAACGUUCGCCUGGCCAAGAUCAUGCUGACCCAGUUUGCCCUGCAGCGGCUGGAGGAGAACCUGGAGCAGUACGACUUCUGGGCGGACAAGUUCGAGGAGCUGCCGCUCUACUUCAUGACCUUCCACGGGCAGCAGAACAUCAAGACCGUGCUGGACACCAUGCAGCACGCCGUCUACCUCUACGACAUCAACCACGUGGUCAUCGACAACCUGCAGUUCAUGAUGGGACAGGAGAACCUCUCCCUUGACAAGUUUGCCGUCCAGGACCACAUCAUCUCCGCGUUCAGGAAGUUUGCCACCAACUCCAGCUGCCACGUCACGCUCAUCAUCCACCCCAGGAAGGAGGAGGACGACCGCGAGCUGCAGACGGCGUCCAUAUUUGGCUCGGCAAAGGCCAGCCAAGAGGCGGACAACGUCCUCAUACUGCAGGAGAAGAAGCUGGUCACCUGUCCCGGCCGCCGCUCCCUGCAGGUGACUAAGAACCGCUUUGACGGCGACGUGGGAAUCUUCCCGCUGGAUUUCCUCAAGUCCUCUCUCACUUUCUCGGCGCCCGUCAAGGGCAAACACAAGCUGAGGAAGGUCGCCAUCAAGCCAGAGAGCGAGGAGGAGCAGGGCAGCGAGGCGCCGCCGAAGAAGGACGGCGUCAAACGGGAGAAGGCGGGGAAAUCUGCCAAAAAGUCAGCACGACCUGCUAAGAAUCCCACUGGGGAAAAUGAAGCGAAUUUGUGAUUGGUGCACACGUUGUCCACUGUAAGCUGACCAUGCCCGAACUGUCAUUCAUCAUGUUUUUUUGUUUUUUUUAACACUGUUGUUCAUCAAUUUCAACAUUCACUACUGACUUGAUGAUGGUGUCAUGCUGUCUGCUUUACUUGUGAUCUCCUGAAACAUUUUCUACGCUUUUUAAUAAACUGUUUGCCUGUGA
Molecule: messenger RNA, 2425 nt
Organism: Dunckerocampus dactyliophorus (ringed pipefish)
Lineage: Eukaryota; Metazoa; Chordata; Actinopteri; Syngnathiformes; Syngnathidae
Gene: twnk
Product: twinkle mtDNA helicase
Exons: 7
Coding region: 88-2232 (714 amino acids)
Biological process (GO): mitochondrial DNA replication
Cellular component (GO): mitochondrion
Molecular function (GO): single-stranded DNA binding; 5'-3' DNA helicase activity; ATP binding
Source: RefSeq, a predicted model, not a curated record